CAAAUGACAAUAUGUAAUUUCGAUAUAGGUGGAAAUCUUUUGUCAAAUUCUGGGCAGUCGAUAGAGCAACAAGAUGGUCUGACAAAUUUCCACUCCAUCCACGAGAAACAAGUCGCCGUUUAAUCGAAUUCGUAAUGAUUAUUCAGUGGCGAUCGAUGAUGGAUAAUUUGAGCGACAUUUACUAUCUCGUGCGGCUCAUCAUCCGCCAAGUUUCUAUAUACUUACGGGAUUUGAUUUUGUACAAGUUCUUCUGGAUAGCGACAAACAAUGAAAAUUUCGACAAUUCGGAUUCGAAACUUCGUAGCAUAACAUUAAGGAACGUUACCACAGAUAUCCUAGCCUUCUCCGUCAUCUGUAUUAUCCUUUUUCUACUCGUAAUCCUUGCGUCGAAGUGUGAGAAGGACGAAGUGCGAAACGUUUUCGAAUCUGCGGGAAUAGAAACAAUCACGGUAGAACAUCCGGAAGACCAAUUCUGCGUUUCGAACGUAACUUCCAGUUCGACAAAUUGCGUUCACGCAUGCGGUGACUCGAUUUUCUCCCGUGGACGAAUACAAAACAGGAAUUACUCCGACGAAGAUAUAUCCAGAGUUCGUUCCUCCAGCAAGAAAAGGAACACGAUCCCGAAGAAAUCGAUUUUCGGCUUGAACGUGGCCCAACCGCAGAAUUCUCAAAGCACCCAAACCACCGAUAAAAUAUUCUACAAGAACAAUCAAAAAUGGUUGAUAAGACGAACCAGGAGCGGCCAUAUCUACGGGAAAUAUCCAAUAUAGCGGAAGCCACGUCCAUUCCUUUUGAUAUUUUUAUUUAUUUAUUCAAUCCAUUUUCCAGAAGGCGAA
Molecule: messenger RNA, 836 nt
Organism: Apis laboriosa (Himalayan honeybee)
Lineage: Eukaryota; Metazoa; Arthropoda; Insecta; Hymenoptera; Apidae
Exons: 3
Coding region: 135-770 (211 amino acids)
Source: RefSeq, a predicted model, not a curated record